AGGAGAUGAUCUAACAGCCGUUACGUGUUUACAUCAGUUCAGCUACCAGCAGCUGAACCACGUUAUACUUUUAGCUUUAAAAUACUUUAAUAUAAACAUAAACCAAGCGGAAUAUCAGCUGAAUACACUUGGUUUCCUCUCUCCACACGAAAAUGGUGAUGGAAGACUAUCAGGAGUUUUGCAGGAGGUGUUUGUACAAAGUGAACGAGGAGAGUUCGUGCAGUGCAGAGUCCAGCCACAGGGGGGCGCCAUCUGCCAUUCAUUUCCAUGGCAGACCUGUACUACAGCCAAUGCUAAGCGAAGAGCAGCGUGUAGAAAUGGCUAAACAAAGGCAGAAAGCGAUGGAGAGAGAGAGCGAGAGACAUACACUGAGAACCAGCUCUCUGCUGGAACGAGCCCAGGACGUCCUCAACCACUUACAGGUGCAAAAUACGUCUCACUGUGAAGCAGAGCAGGGUGCUAUCGGCUCUCCUCCAGACCCUCAGGAUCUAAACCUCAGGAAAACAGUCGCUGAAGACCUGGCGCCCUGCAGGGUCUCCAGCGCUUGGCGAAGAGAGACCCUCAGACUUCUAAACAGUCGGAUGGAGAGAGUGGAGAAGAGUGGAGAAAAGACGAGUGAAACAAGAACACAGCCGAGCUAUUCUGGAGAUGCUUAUAAAGAUGGUGAGAAUAAAGCUGGAGAAGAUACCCUGUCUGAUAAGGAGAACGAGAGCCUCACACCAGAGCGCCCUCUUGUGGUGAAGUCUAGGAAUACCUCUAUUCGAUGUUCUGUUGAGUCAUGUGACUCUCCAUUGGGUAGUCUUUCGCUGUGUGCCAGUCUUACGGGUUCCUACGCCCAGUUGCCGAGCCCCCUGCCCAGCUGCAACCCCAUCACCCACCGCUUACGAAAACCAGCUCUGGCAUCUUCAAGCAACAUCCUCAUCUCAGUCCCUGUCACUGAACUGGAGCUCAACAAGACAAUGCCAGUCCAGUCUGAAUCCCAUGCUCCUGAUUAUCCUCCCCCUACUGGAGGAGACUGGAACUGCAGUUGCCCUGAGUUAGGCAGUCAAACGCCGCCUAUGCCUAAGACCUCCACCCCCACUGACCAUCAUAUCACCACAAGACCCACCACACCCAUAGAGACCAGCACACUGAACCACAGUUCCCCGUUCCAGCGUUCCCCACCAGCUCCACUCAACCAGUCCUACGAUGUGGAGAGUCCAGCUCCCAACAUCCUCAGGCCCCACGUCGGAUCAGGUUCCAGACCCUUUACUGCACCCCUCCAACGCAGACUGGAGUUCACAGGGAGACCACAGCUCUCCCCAGAGGACCAGAAGACCCAGGGGCAUAAAACCAGUAAUACACUUCAGGAUAGAGAUCAGCAGAAGGCGAUGUGUUACCUGACCGCUUUGGCCCGAGGCUUCCUCACACGCAGACUCCUUCAUACUGAGAAAAUCAAACACCUGCGCAAAACUAUACAGGAUUCGAUGGAGUUAAAUCGUUGUUUCCAGGCUGAUGCCCAGCAAAGAAGAGCCUCCUUUACCCCACAGGACCUUUCUCUUCAACACAGAGUCAGAGCACAGUUGCGUGCAGCUUUGUCUAAAGUCCAUGAGAUCUUCUUUGUUUGGCCUCUGAGAAGCAGACUAGCUCUGCUGCAGCAGGACCGGGAGCUACGCAACACAAGGAGACACCAAGAAAAGGAGAAAUCUAAGAGCCCACUGGACCAGCAAGGCCUGUCUUCUGCUACGCAGAAAUCUCUGGAACGGAAAAAACAGAGGGUUGGCAUAAAGAUCCAACUCAAACCAAAGAAUUCCACAACAAGCGUCCUGCAGUCCACUCAGAGGCAGGAUGUAUUCAUCAAUUCUCAGAAGCUUAAACCUGUGAGAGUGGUGAGAAGGACCUCCUUUGCUCAUCCUUUACUGGACUAGUGGACUCUCUCUCUCCAGUGUUUCAUCAAUGUUCAAAGGUUUUAAGCAAAUGUGGGGGUGGGGCGGGGGGGGGG
Molecule: messenger RNA, 1981 nt
Organism: Astyanax mexicanus (Mexican tetra)
Lineage: Eukaryota; Metazoa; Chordata; Actinopteri; Characiformes; Acestrorhamphidae
Product: centriolar coiled-coil protein of 110 kDa
Exons: 10
Coding region: 153-1907 (584 amino acids)
Biological process (GO): centriole replication; centrosome duplication; regulation of cytokinesis
Cellular component (GO): centriole
Source: RefSeq, a predicted model, not a curated record